Molecule: messenger RNA, 767 nt
Organism: Leptopilina heterotoma
Lineage: Eukaryota; Metazoa; Arthropoda; Insecta; Hymenoptera; Figitidae
Product: acyl-CoA-binding domain-containing protein 6
Exons: 1
Coding region: 1-711 (236 amino acids)
Molecular function (GO): protein binding; fatty-acyl-CoA binding
Source: RefSeq, a predicted model, not a curated record
AUGGCUGAAGGGGAUAUUUUCCAGUCAACCGAAUUGGAGGAGACGUUCGAUAAGGCAGCUCGUCAUUUACAAAAUCUCGUUUCAAAACUAGAUUCCGGUCAACUUCUUGGAUUUUAUGGACUUUAUAAGCAAGCGACUUGUGGUCCAUGUGACACAUCUAAACCAAGUUGGUAUCAAAUGCAAGCGAAACAUAAAUGGGAGGCAUGGCAAGCUUUAGGAGAAAUGAGUCGGGAAGUGGCGAUGGCAAGUUAUAUUCGUGCUGUUGGUAAAGUUGAUCCUGAUUGGGAGGAGGAAUUUAAUGAUAAUUCACAAACUUGGGUAGCAAUUAGUAGAUUACCAAAUACCGAUGAGGAAUUGCGUGACAUUGAUAAAACAUUUUUCGAUUGGGUUAAAGAUGGUAAUGAAGUGAAAGUUGGUGAAAUUUUAUCGCAAAAUUCCAAAUGCAUUUUACAAGAUGAUGAAAAUGGUAUGUUUCCUCUGCAUUGGGCUGCUGAUAGAGGACACGUUCCAAUUAUUAAGUGUCUUGUUGAAGCGGGUGCUGAUAUUAAUGCAAAAGAUCGAGAGGGACAAACACCAUUGCAUUAUGUUGCAUCGUGCGGUCAUGUUGAGGCUUGCAAAUAUUUGUUGGCAAAAGGGGCUGAGAAUUUAAAAGACAACGAUGGCUUGACGCCUAAAGAAAUUGCUGAUGAAAAUACUUUACCUAUGUUUUAAUACAAGUACACAAAUUGUCUACGUAUUUGGGUGUAAUAAAAGUAUUGUAAAAAACA